UCCCCUUCUAUGGUAUAAAAGUUCGGAGUUCAGCAUUUAAUAGAUCUCUAACAAGCUGGCAGAGCAAUGACUACUUACUGCUCAGUCACAGCUCAAGAUUUUGGAUUUAUUUUGGUUUCCGUCUAAAUAUAAAGGUACUUCUCUUCAGGCCGAAGUUAUCUCUGUCCAAUCUAUACCUGGCUCUCAGGAGGGAAGAAAAAUGUGUACAUGCUUCUAACCCAAGUCUGCAGUUUCUGCUAGGACUCAAAUGUGUCCACUCCUAAUAUUUUACAGAUACCCAUUGCCUGUUUUUUUUUCAGUAUAAAUUGGUGAUAUUGAUAUAUCUAAAACAUUUAUGUCUGCUGUAAAAUAAAAACUCAUAUAGGCCCUCUUUCGGGACUGGGCUCCAAGAUGACCAAAAAAAGGAGAAACAACGGUCGUGCCAAAAAGGGCCGCGGCCAUGUGCAGCCAAUUCGCUGCACUAACUGUGCCCGCUGCGUGCCCAAGGUCAUUAAGAAGUUCGUCAUUCGGAACAUCGUAGAGGCCGCCGCCGUCAGGGACAUAUCGGAAGCAAGUGUCUUCGACGCUUAUGUGCUCCCCAAACUCUAUGUCAAGCUGCGUUACUGCGUGAGCUGUGCUAUUCAGAGCAAGGUAGUCGGGAAUCGAUCUCGGGAAGCUCGGAAGGACCGAACGCCCCCACCACGACUUAGACCUGCUGGUGCUGCCCCACGACCUCCACCAAAGCCCACGUAAAGUGGCUUCAUAAAGAUAGAAGAGAACACCUUGGAAAAAUAAAAUGGAACUUAUACAUU
Messenger RNA from Myodes glareolus (Bank vole), 791 nucleotides. Lineage: Eukaryota; Metazoa; Chordata; Mammalia; Rodentia; Cricetidae. The record is from RefSeq and is a predicted model, not a curated record.